Messenger RNA from Stegastes partitus (bicolor damselfish), 2232 nucleotides. It is a transcript of the gene clcnk, whose product is annotated as chloride channel K. Lineage: Eukaryota; Metazoa; Chordata; Actinopteri; Pomacentridae. The coding region runs from base 1 to 2052 and encodes 683 amino acids. The record is from RefSeq and is a predicted model, not a curated record. The transcript is spliced from 19 exons. Gene Ontology annotation, cellular component: plasma membrane. Gene Ontology annotation, molecular function: voltage-gated chloride channel activity. Gene Ontology annotation, biological process: chloride transport; transmembrane transport.
AUGAACAGCUGGGACGAGUCUCCUGGGAGCGAAACCGACGGCAACAACAAGGAAAAUCAGCCAGAAACAUCCCAUAAUAAGAGCCGUCUCCUUUCUGAGCCAUGGAAACCGUGCAGACAGCCCCGUGCAGCUGUCAAAGAGUGGCAGCUGAAGCUGAGGUCGUGCUUGGGGACGGUGUGUGGGAUGCAGUGGUACGGCUACGCUGCUCUGGGCGUUUUGACCGCCAUCCUCAGCUUCAUCAUGGACCUCAGUGUUACCAAGCUGCUCAGAGCUCAUCAGUGGCUCUAUAUGAAGCUGGAGGGACACAUUGUGCUGCAGUUCUUCUGCUGGACUCUUUACCCAGCAUGCCUCUGUUCUUUCGCGUCGUCGUUCUCCCACAACAUCUGUCCCUUCUCCACAGGCUCAGGGAUACCGGAGGUGAGAACCAUGCUGGCCGGCGCUGAAAUGCCUCAUUACUUAUCUCUCACUAACAUGUUCGCCAAGUUCCUGGGCCUGAUCUGCACACUGGCAGCCGGAAGCACUGUUUUUCUGGGCAAAGUGGGUCCAUUUGUGCAUCUUUCCACCAUGCUGGGAGCCUACCUGAGCAAGCUCUGCUCACUUAUACAAGCCAAUAAGAAGGAGAGAGCAGCCGAUGAAAUGCUGGUUGUAGCUGCUGCAGUCGGCGUCGCCAGCUGCUUCGGAGCUCCGAUCAGCGGCGUGCUCUUCAGCGUGGAGGUGAUGACUUCUCACUUUGCUGUCAGACAUUACUGCCCGUGCUUCUUCUCGGCCGCCUGCGGGGCGGCGACCUUCCGCCUGCUCUCUGUGUGGAGUGGAGAUGGAGAGACUCUUCAGGCUUUGUUCAAAACCAAUUUCCCGACCGCUGUACCUUUCUACCCACUGGAGGUUCUGCUGUUUGCCUUCCUGGGGCUGCUGUGUGGGGUCGUGUGCUGCCUCUACCUCUUCUGUCAUCGUUGGAUUCUGCACUUUACCAAAACGAAGCCAGUCUUCAUCAGGAUGCUGACAACAGAGAAGGGUCUGUACUCCGGCAUAGUGGUCUUCUUCCUGGCAUCGCUGACAUUCCCUCAUUCUGCUGGUCAGUUCAUGGCUUCUAAGUUCACCAUGAAGCAGCUGCUCACCUCCCUGCUGGAUAACGGGUCGUGGAGCUCCCAGUCCCACAAUGCCUCUGUGCAGGUUGAGCCUUUGCUGGGAUGGAGCUCGUCAGGGACUCCAGUCUACGUCUCUUUGGCCGUCUUUCUCCUCAUGAAGAUGUGGAUGCUGGUCCUCGCCUGCACGCUUCCUCUGCCCGCCGGAUACUUCAUGCCAGUGUUCGUCUACGGGGCAGCUAUUGGCCGUUUGCUUGGGGAAGGAGUCGCUUACAUAUCUUCUGCUGGAGAGAGCUCAGACCAGCAGUGGGCUUCUAUAAACCCUGGAGGCUAUGCACUCGCUGGUGCAGCAGCGUUCUCCGGCGCCGUCACACACACACUGUCUCCGGUUCUCGUGGCCGUGGAGCUAACGGGCCAGUUCAGCCAUGCUGUACCCAUCCUCCUUGCCACUCUGCUGGCCAAUGGCCUGGCUCGCUCUGGCCACCGCCCAUCCUUCUACGAUGCCCUCUCCAUCAGCAAGAGGCUCCCACACCUGCCCUCCCUGAAGAAGGCGUGUCCUCGGCUUCCCUCCACACCAGUUGGACGGGUUCUGGGAGUGAAAUCAGUCCAGCUUCAAAAAGCAGCCGGGCCAGCGGAGGUUCAGAACGCUGUCAGCAGCACCGACACACAAAUCCCUGUGGUGGAGUCACACGAGUCGCAGGUUUUGCUGGGGUUUGUUCUGCGACCGGAGCUGCUGAUGUUCCUGCGUCGCUGCGAGGCUGAGAGUCUGGAGAAACGUCUGGACGAGGUCUGCUGCAUUCACCCAACCUCGGUCCUGUUAUCGCCUCACAGCACCGUCCAAGAGACUCUCAGUUUGCUGAGUCUAGUCGGAGCCCAGACGCUGUUCGUAGCAGACAGAGGAAGGCUACUGGGGCGGAUCACAUGGUCAGAGAUGAAGAGAAUCUUGGAGGACUUGGCCAAAGAAAUCUAAGCAGCAUCACACAGGAAAUAAACACGUCCCAUAACAAACAUAAAUCCAUCUCUGUGUGAUCAGCUCGUGUGGAAGCGUUUUCUUGUCAUGAUAACACUUCAUCAUUCCUCAAGUGUGACAAUAUUUGUACAAAGCUGUCAUUAACUGGAAGCUCCUGUGAUAAACAUGCAUCAGAGCUCA